AUGAGCAACAUGUCACCGUUUCUUACCCAAUCAUGCCGAAACUUUGCGAAAAAUGUAGAGCAUUAUUUAAAAAAGGCAAUGCAAGGCGCUCCCGAGAUUAUUCAAAAGAAGAAAAUCCAGGCUGUUAAAUAUAUGGCGCAAGGACUGAGAAGGUACACAUCUCUGAAUCAUCUCGCCCAAGCCGCUCGAGCAGUACUGCAGAAGCCGGACCAAGUUACUGCUAUGUACAAUGACUAUAUCAGAGUGGACAUGCAACAGGUGCAAGAACAAGCGGGGUGGGUAAGCGGAUGUGACUCGCUCAUGGUUCACCACAUCCAUAAUGCAUUCAAAGACAAUCUGCAGAAAAUGGCUCCAAUGGAAGAAUGGGCCGAGUGGCUUGAGAGCAUCGUAGAUCAAAUAUUGGCCAAAUACCAUGAUAAACCUGUACAAGUGAUCUCAGAAGUUGGAAAACAAUUCUUACUCAACUGGAGUUGCUACACGUAAGU
Strongylus vulgaris is the source of this 485-nucleotide messenger RNA. Lineage: Eukaryota; Metazoa; Nematoda; Chromadorea; Rhabditida; Strongylidae. The record is from the annotation of a GenBank genome assembly.